AUGAGCUCGCUGACGGCGAGGCUCGCUCUGCUGGCGUACCUGCUGCUCGCGACGCUGCUGCACCCCUGCCUCUGCCAUGCAACGGCGGCGGCGGCCGCUCGUGGCGCCGGCAACUGGAGAGUGGAUUCGAAAUCGGUCGACCAGGGGGUCGCGUACGUCCUCAUCCUCCUCGCGCUCUUCGUCACCUACAUCGUGCACUGA
This is a messenger RNA of Miscanthus lutarioriparius, 201 nucleotides long. The record is from the annotation of a GenBank genome assembly. Lineage: Eukaryota; Viridiplantae; Streptophyta; Magnoliopsida; Poales; Poaceae.